This is a messenger RNA of Phytophthora sojae, 333 nucleotides long. RefSeq lists its product as hypothetical. NCBI's taxonomy places the organism in Eukaryota, Oomycota, Peronosporomycetes, Peronosporales, Peronosporaceae. Bases 1 to 333 code for a protein of 110 amino acids. The transcript has 3 exons. The record is from RefSeq and is a predicted model, not a curated record.
AUGUGUAGAUGCUGGUUGCUUACAAUCUUCCCGGGUGUGGCCAUGUUCUGGGCAUUGUCCGUGCGCGGCAAGCUUUGCUUGUUGCCGAUGGAGCGCCUGCUGUUCCUACAGAACGAUGGCUUGAGCUUCAACCUCGACGACGAGAUGUAUGAAGCCGACGACGGCAAGGCCAGCACGGUCGUGGACAGCAAGGCACCGGAGGGUGUGCCGUCCAUGGUGGCGGCGACUGCCAGCGUCUUCUCCAGCGGCGCGUCCGGAGCGGCGUGCACCAGCACGUGGGCUCUUGAGUCUCUGGUGUUUUCUGCAGUGAAGGCUACCUCUACGAUUCUAUAG